This is a messenger RNA of Xenopus laevis (African clawed frog), 3577 nucleotides long. RefSeq names its product selenoprotein P1 L homeolog (gene selenop1.L). Gene Ontology annotation, biological process: selenium compound metabolic process. The record is from RefSeq and is marked reviewed. Gene Ontology annotation, molecular function: selenium binding. NCBI's taxonomy places the organism in Eukaryota, Metazoa, Chordata, Amphibia, Anura, Pipidae. Gene Ontology annotation, cellular component: extracellular region.
AUAGAGCAGCCUGCAGAGAACCAGGGGCAGUUCUUCCUUUCGCCAUGUGGAAGGGCUUUGCUCUUGCCCUGGCUCUUUGCCUUCUCCCUUGGGGAGGGGCAGAGAGCCAGGGCCAUCGAUCGCGGUGUAAACAACCGCCAGACUGGAGCAUUGGAGACCAGAAUCCAAUGAUUCAAUCCGCUGGGAAAGUCACGGUGGUGGCCCUUCUUCAGGCCAGCUGAUAUCUGUGCCUGCUGCAGGCUUCCAGGUUGGAGGAUCUGCGGUUGAAACUGGAGAAGGAGAAAUUGGUGGGUAUAUCCUAUGUUGUGGUCAAUCACCAAGGGAGACAUUCUCGGGCAAAGUACGACCUGCUGAAGUCGAAAGUCUCCGAGCACAUUCCAGUGUAUCAGCAGGAGGAAAACCAGCCUGAUGUCUGGAGCUUACUGAAGGGAGACAAGGAUGAUUUUUUCAUAUAUGACAGGUGCGGACGUUUGGUGCAACAUCUGGAACUACCGUAUUCGCUUUUACAUUUCCCUUACGUUGAAGAAGCCGUAAGAAUUGCCUAUUGUGGAGAUAAAUGCGGGGAAUGCGAACACAAGAUUCCAGAUGCCGAUGUUUGCAAGAAACCAGAAGAGCAGCCGGAGCAAGAGAAACCAGUUGAAGAGAAGGUGGAGAGACCAAGACCUCACAGGAAUCACCAUAGACAUCACCGCCCUAAGCACAGCGGGCACAGACACCGACAUCAUAACAAUGAAGGUGGCCAAGCGGCCGAAGUUGACGCCUUCCAAACUAACAAUAGGGCUGGCAGUCAUAAUGGGCAGGGUCAAAGUGUUGUACCACAGAGUGAGGUUGUAUUUGUCCCACAAAGGGAGGCAGACGUUCCAGUAUUAGCUCUACAGCCUUGAAAAAAGGCUAAAAGCUGAAAGAAACAGUAUUUGUGAGAAUGGAGGGAGGAUGCAGGGAAAGCAUUUAACAGCUGAUGCUGACACUGACGACAGCUCUCAUUUGAAAUAGCACAAAAUGAAGUGGCUUGACGCUGCCAGGAGGCUCUGCCGGCUUCCUGACAGUGACAAGAGCUGCUGUCGGACAGUCUCUCUGAAUCCUGACAGUGACGUCUGUCUGCCGCUGCUUGACACUCACAUAGCACAGGCCUUCCAGAGCUAGACACUGAGUCAGAGACCAAUGCCCCCUGAGCCUGACCCCAGGAGGCAGAAAACUGACAAUGAAAGGAACUCUGACGAUUCCUAAUGUAAACUGUUAGGAAGUUAGAAUUCAGUGCCCUAGGUGUGCAUUACAUAAAUUAAGACUACGUUUUAGUUGUUGUCCAGCUCAUUUUUUUUUUUUACUAAGUAGUUUACUGCCACAAGGUGUCAAUUUACAGCUCACAGGUGUAGUGCAGUAACAUUUGGAGACCACAAGUUGGAUAUGCUCAUUAUUUAAAAAAAAAAAAUGGAUAAAGUGCAUAUUAACCCUAGACAUCCAAGUAAGAUCACUGCAGAAAUAAACAAAGAGCAUUCCAUUAAAUACAUACAUGUUCUUAAAGGGCAUGGCAGCCCCAAGUAACAUUUUAUACGAGAAGCCUACUUCUACAGAAGCCAAAAAGUGCUAAAGGUUUUCUCAGCAAGGCACCAUUCUCUCGCAGCACUGCCAUUCUCUUAAAAUCUUAAAAAAAAAUCAGCAAGCUGUACGAGUUCACUUUCCCACAAUUCCACAUUCUGCAGAAAGACCAAGGGGUAUAUUUUAUUGGCACAGACCUCUAGAGUGAAAUUCCUCCACUAUCCAUUCAUUUGUAUGGGAUUUUUAAAAAGAGUAUUUUUCAUUGGGUGAAAGUUCAUUCUUUGAUAAAUACACCUUUCAAUAUCCUGUAGAAAUGAAUGGAUAGUGGAGGAAUUUCACUCUAGAGGAUUGUGGCGAUCUCUAACUUCACUCUGUGAUAAAUAUACCCCUAAGACUGCGAGCCUGCGCACUGAACCCCGGCUAAAGCUUGCUCAUGCACUGAAGUAAUUGUGUGAUGUCACCGAAUCAAAUAUGGCGGCCGUAAUUUGAGGAAGUGCUCAGCUUCUGAUUUCCAAUAAAGUAAGAGCUUUUGUGAAAAAAAACCAUAGCAAUUCAGAUGGGUAACAACUAAUUGGUGCGGGCGUGUUUAGGGGGCUUGCCUUGUCCUUUAAGACCACUGCAGUAACCACUACACUCCAGCAAUCAAAAGAGAAGUCAUAGACCCCAUAGCAACCAAUCACAAUUUACCUUUCAUCAGCUUUAUUGCAGCUAUGUAAUCAGAGCUAACUGCUGAUUGGUUGAUGAGUAACUCUCAUCACUUUUGUGACUCCCUUGUGGCAGAAAAACGGCUAGUAGAAAUGGGCUGCUAAUCCAUCAGACUGUAAUGCACAUUUCUCCUAACAUCAUUAUUUAACUGUUUAACUGCCGAGGAGUGGAGCGAUUGAUUGCUGAGCAAUGAGUUGCUGAUACCUGGGCAUUAAAUAGUUAAAGCAGGCCUGACCAACAGAGCUUUUUUUAACAUCCAUGGCUCGUGAGAAUGCAGCGUACGGUGCCUCUCUUGUUCAUCACUUGAUUCGCUGCUUGCGUUCAUGACGGCAGAAGCAGAAACUAGAAAAUAGGGGCCUCUGUCUGAGUCCGGCAAACAGAAACUGGUGAAUAGCGGGAGAAGUUUUUUUUUUCUAUUGCAAAAUAAUCGUUUCUAUCGUUGAGAACACAAGAUAGCGUUAGAACAACUUAGACUGAAUAGUGUGUUCUCUGGUGACUUAAUAUGGGAAUACGGGGCUCCAGUUAUUGACAGUCUUAACUCCCGGUUGCUGGAAGCUGAGUUUGUCAAUAGCUGGAGCUCCACUGUUAAAGGAACAGUAACACCAAAAAAUUAAAGUGUUUUAAAGGAAUGACAAUAUAAUGUACUGUUGUCCUGCAUUGGUAAACUGGUGUGUUUGCUUCAGAAACACUACUAUAGUUUAUAUAAACAAACUGCUGUGUAGCCAUCGGGGCAGCCAUUCAAGCACAGGAUACACAGUAGAUAACAGAUAAGUUCUGAAGAAUCCCAUUGUAUACUACAGAGCUUAUCUGUUAUCUGCUGUGUAUCCUGUGCCAUUUCUCCUUUUUAGGCUUUGAAUGGCUGCCCCCAUGGCUACACAGCAGCUUGUUUAUAUAAACUAUAGUAGAGUUUCUGAAGCAAACAUAUCAGUUUUACCAGUGCAUGGCAACAGUAUAUUAUUUUGUCAUUCCUUUAAAACACUUCCAUUUUUUGAUGUUAGUGUUCCUUUAAGUCAUCUCAUUCCUGCCCAAGAUCGCAGGUGCUUCGCUUUUGUUAUUAACUUGUUUUACAUUUGUAAUUAAUUCAGUUCUGAUAUUACUGUUGAUUCCUUGUGUGUGUGUGUAUGAACCUUUUGUAGUGCUUUUAGAGAAGUAUUUGGAAGUUCUUUGAUGAUGGGCUGCAUUGUUAGUAAAUGCCAUAAUCAAUGAUGGUUUCUAGGGAAACAAACUCCUAUAUAACCUGAAUAAACCUGUAUGGCAUUGCUACGUAGCAUCAGUGCAGUAUGGAAAGUCAAGUGAGAGGGUAUAUUUCUAAACAAUAAAAUUCUAUGAAAAUGAA